This is a messenger RNA of Dromaius novaehollandiae (emu), 4689 nucleotides long. RefSeq names its product ankyrin repeat and SOCS box containing 9 (gene ASB9). The transcript is spliced from 9 exons. The record is from RefSeq and is a predicted model, not a curated record. Bases 906 to 1760 code for a protein of 284 amino acids. Gene Ontology annotation, molecular function: protein binding. Lineage: Eukaryota; Metazoa; Chordata; Aves; Casuariiformes; Dromaiidae. Gene Ontology annotation, biological process: protein ubiquitination; positive regulation of protein catabolic process; intracellular signal transduction.
AUGGGCUUUUCAGAUAACACGACGGAUUUUGCAUACUGUACAGUGCUCAGAGAGGCACAAGGCAAAGCUGCCUGCAGACGUCUCACUUGGGAGUGGUGCAGAUCAGGGCACACUAGUAUCUCUCUGGGUUUUCUUUACAAAUCCCCUGCAGGCAGAGUUUGCUUAACUAGUUGAACUGGCUCUUUCUGUCUUGUUUUUUUGGCAAAGUAAGAAUUUCCUUCCUGAUAAAAACAGACGGCAGGAGUCCUGAUUGGGUGUAGCGUUGGAAAGGAUAUGACAUCAGGCACGUCUCUUGCUUUGUACAGUGUGGUCUGCCUGAUUGCUGGCUGCCUCCCAACUGAGCGAGGGCGGUGUUUCAUUAAAUCCCAACCCAGGUACUCGAGUUUCUGCACAAAGUGCUGCCGGCACCAAGUUCCAGUCUGCUGCAAGGUCUGUUUGACUUGUGCACACAAAGCCUGCUUAAUAGAUUACUCCCAUAACCAGAGGUUUGUCGAGGAGGAUGGAAUUUGAACUCUUGAAACCAACUGUGAAGUGAAAAAAACAGAAAUUGGACAGCCUGGGCUGAGAUGGAUGAUGAGGGAACACAUCAAAAUGCCAGCAAAUCGCAAGGAGCCAGAUGCCAACCAUCUGCAACUUCUCUAUCAAACCCACUGAUGAGGGGAAUACAAGAUUGGAAAAGACCACCUGACUCAUAGAGUCUGCUCUCAUUGGCUAUUUCUAUACUGCUGAAUGAAGGAGACUGGGACCAUUCCUGUCUUUGAGAACAGAUGGUGUAGGCUGACUUGCCUUCACAUGCCCGCUUGGGAAAAGACUGGAGUCCACAGUUAUGCUGGAUGCAUGUGAAGAGCAUGAGAAGGCACCAUAAGAGGAAUCUGUUAAAUAAGACUUUGGGCUGAGCUCAGGAAAUGCUCAUGCUCAGAGGAGGCACAAUUCCAGUGCACGAUGGUCCCUUCUGGUCUGCUCUUGGAGACUUUGUUUCAGACUGGUCUCCUUUACAUGAUGCCUCUGUCCAUGGGCGUCUGCUUACUCUGAAGAAACUCAUCAACCAGGGGAACAACGUUAAUCUGCUUACAGCAGACCAGGUAUCUCCUCUCCAUGAAGCCUGCCUAGGAGGUCAUGAGGCUUGUGCCAGUGUCUUAUUGAAACAUGGUGCUCAGGUGAAUGGUGUUACUGUUGACUGGCACACUCCUUUGUUCAGUGCUUGUGUCAGUGGCAGUGUGGCUUGCUUGAAUUUAUUGCUGCAGCACGGAGCCAGUCUACAUCCACCCUGUGACUUAGCAUCCCCUAUCCAUGAAGCUGCUAAGCGAGGUCAUGUGCAAUGUGUUGAAUUCCUCGCGUCCCAUGGAGUAAAUAUAGAUCACAACAUCAAACAUCUGGGUACUCCGCUUUAUGUAGCUUGUGAAAACCAGCAAGUAAACUGUGCCAAGAAGUUACUUGAGUCAGGGGCAAAUGUGAACAGUGGCAAGGGCCUGGACUCCCCUCUCCACACGGCUGCCCGGAAUUGCAGUCCUGAGCUGGUGACGCUGCUGAUCGACUUUGGAGCGGACAUCUGGGCGAAGAAUGCAGACAGCAAAAGGCCGAUGGAGCUGGUUCCUCCGAGCAGCCCUCUAAGUCAACUCUUUCUGCAGAAAGAAGGGCCACUGUCCUUGAUGCAGUUGUGCCGCCUGUGCAUUCGGAAGUGCUUUGGACAUCAGCAGCAUCAAAAAAUAACUGGACUUCUCCUUCCGGAUGAGCUGAAACAUUUUCUUCUCCACAUUUAGGCCUUUCAUAAUCGAAAUUGUGCCUUUAACAACACAGCAAGGUUUGUUAAGGAAAGACUCUUCUAAUCAGUGAUGUUGCCAGUGCCUGAAAUGGUGCUUUCUGAUAGCUGCUGAUCUCCCAUAAAGCUCCAGGUCCAAGGCAUAUGAGAACAGCCAAUCUGCUGGGUCCUUACCACCCCCUCCUCAAAUUCCGCAAUUUCUAAAGGAACAGUUCUGGAUGGCUGUACUCUAAGGCUUGAGAAGGUGGCUCAGGAGCCUCCUAGAAAGCAUAAAAAAUGAGCAUAUCAUUUUAAAAUAGUUCUCUUGAUUCUCUGAAUUCUGGCACAAUUUCAGAGUGGUUAUGGUUGACAGCACCUUACAAAGAAAAUGCAUAUCCCAACCCAGCACAAAUAGCAUUUCAUAUAUGUCUGUCUUCAAGGAUAGCUGCACUUCUUCUGUAAGCAGCACCCCUGUGUCAUCUGUAAUGGCUUUACCACACCACCAUAUGGGAAAGGAAAGGGGCCCCAACUGAACCCAUGUGCAAAAUAAGCAAGGCCCUCUGGCAGAUGUUAUUUAUUUUCUAAAUAUGUCACACUGCAGAUAGAUGAGUACCAACCAGCCAUCAUCUACAUUCAGGCCAGCAACUGAAAUGCAUUUCUGCCGUGACAACAUGCAGGUCACUGCUGAUGGCAGCUCCCUACAGAGCAAUAAUAGUAGGUGAAAAAAAACCCCAUCCAUUUAAAACACUUAUUCCUGAUGUUUUGAGACAUAAGGGAGCACCACCUCAGUACUACACAAUUUCUCCUUGUAGAAUAUUAUUUUUCAAGGACAGAGGCUAAGAGGACAUCAGAUCUGGGCAUUGAGUGCUCUCCCUUUCUGCCCUGAAUAUUAAGUGACAUUUCCUAAACAUUUCUCAGCAUGCAUCAGAAAAACAACAACCUCUAUUCGCUUUCCCCUCCCAAGAAAAGGGAGCAUCUUAAGAGUGAGAUUAAAUAAAAGUUUUCUUGCAAAAGUGCUACCUCAUUCAUAACAUUUCCCAUGGAAGAGGUAAUAUUAACACCUCUAAUGCAUGGUGAUAAAACAAACAGUGAAAAUGCUGAAAUUAAAGUCUAUUACAAAUUAAAAAGAGAAUAGAUAAUUUAUGCUCCUCUUCUUUGUCUUGUUUGUACAUCUCUCAAGCGAACAUGACAUGUGGGGUUCUUAUUCCACCAAGGUCAUUAGAGCUAAUAUUUCCUCCAGCUGAACUGUAAGGUUGGGUGUUUUUCUUUCCCUCCCAGCAGCAUGUCCUGCAGCUACAAAUCCAAGUGCAAUUACAGUCUGUCAUGGGAGGGAGCACAGGGGAUAUUGGCUGUCCCCCUGCACAGUUAGGACCUAUAUCCACUUGUGCCUGCAUGGGGAGGGUAGGCACCAGGCCUCUCCCCAUCCUGUGGAGAGGAUGCCAAAGCACUGGCUCUGCUGCCAGCUCCAGCUUGUCUCCUGCUCCGAGCCAUGGUGCCUUUGCACUACGUGUUAGCAAUGCCGCAGCUCCUGCUGACCCAGCAUCUGAGCAUUGUGGGGUGGACUGAGCAUGCUGGUGCUCCUGGAAAUCCUUUUCACUUAAUUGUGAAGGCUGGGCUUGAUGUGUGGCAGCAGGCUGUGCUACAUCGAUGUAGAGCACGUGGAAAAUGCUCCCUGUCCUGUGCUGGUGAAACAGUUAACUUCAGUGAUGCAGUAUAUCCAGUCCUCAGCUCGCGAGUGGAAAGAAGGACAGCUUUCAAUUAAAACACCUUAUUUUGAUGUUUACUAUGUCCACAGUGCAAGCCUUCUUUUCACACAUGGGAAACUCAAGAGGAUGGUUCGAGUCCUAUGCCUAUGUGGUCAUAUUUGAUGUAAACUACAAUUCACAUCCUUAGACUGUCCAGUAUAAAGGCAGGCUGUAGAUGCCCUGUAUGAAAGUUUGUUUUUGUGCUCAGCAAACACUGCAAGAAUAGUUCUGUUGGUUUUGUGGGCCACUGGAUUGUACCCUAAUGGGACAAGCUGACAAACACAUUUUGGUCCAUAACUUCCAUUGGAAUACAGAUAGCUAGAAAUCUUUAUUGGUCUGACUCAAUUCAUCACACCUAGUUUGAUCCAUUCAAACUUCACUGGCUGGUUUAAGAUGGCCAUGUAUAUUCUUCCCCUCCUGAUGGGGAAGAAAAAUAGAAAUCUGUCUUGAUAGAAUGAAUAAAAGCAGGUAUCUGGGAUAGGUGGAUCCUUCUAAAAUCAGUAUCUUGGAUAAGCAGAAUCUGCGUUGAAUAGAAGGGAAUAGAUAAUUAACUUAGUGCUUAACUUUCACAAGUCUAAAGUUAAGUGUGCAGAAUCCCUGCUUAGGUGACUACAUGUGAAAAUUGAAAACACAACUUGUCAUUUUAUAAAUGAUGAAGAACAAUGUUUUUACCUACUAGUUUUAUCAUUUACCUUUAAGUACCUUAGUUUUUAACCUCAACCCAUGGGUUUAUAAGAUUAAUGUUAAUGUCAGAAGAAAAUUAGUCAGAGAAGGUGUUGAGAGUGUUGUUUCUAAGAUUUGUUUUUCUUAUGGAAGUUUCAUAGCAUAACUCUGUUUACUUGAAUCUCUCUGAUCAUGUAUAAUUAGGAUGAAGUCUCUAUGCACAGUUUGUAUCAUCUCAGUCUACUUGCUUAUUUAUUUUAAUAUUAGUUGUGACCAACACUGCUGAAUUACAUCUUUAUGCAUUAACACUUACCCAGUUAUACACUGUAAAAGUUGUACAAGAUGCAGACUGAAUAAGCUCAAAAUAAGUAAGGUUUGCAGCUUUUUCUAUAUUCAAAACCAUUUCAAAUGUAAUGCAGGAUUUCAAAGAUUCUCAUGAAUAUAUUUUUUCAGAUUCUUUGCUGUUAUUUUCUUAGCAGUUUAAUGAUAGUCAACCCACAACUGUAUGUGAUAUUUGCUCAGAAAUAUAUGGUUUAUACUCUG